Messenger RNA from Meloidogyne enterolobii, 3817 nucleotides. NCBI's taxonomy places the organism in Eukaryota, Metazoa, Nematoda, Chromadorea, Rhabditida, Meloidogynidae. The record is from the annotation of a GenBank genome assembly.
UUCAAAUAUGCUUUACUUAAUUUUUGGCAACAACUUUUUCCUCUGGAAAUGUUUUAGAAGACGGAAUAAAUUAAAUUUAUUUUUAUUUAAUUAUUACAAAUUGUUAUUUUUAUUAGAAUGUUUAAAUGCACAAAAACAACAACAAAAUUGUUUUGAAAAACAAUACAAAAAUUUACAAAUUAAUUUUGGUUCUCUACAUAUUAUUAAACGAAUUGGCAUAGUUUCGGCUCCAGAUGCAUUUUAUUUGGCACAUUAUAUAGAUGAAGAUAUUGCUGAAAGGAGGAUUAAAAAUUAUAAAAUUGAGACGGGAGAUGAUAGGAAUUUUUUAAAAAUGUCAAAUGGCGAAAAACAUGUAAUUUAUUCAAGUAAUUCUGCACAUAAUUUGGAAUGGUCACAACCUGAAAUAUUAGUCAACAUAAUUCAUUUAAUUUCAAUUAAUUUAAAUAAAAAUAAAACAAUUCAACAACAACAACAUUCCCCAAUUAUUUUUGUUAAUGCCUGCAAAGCACAAAAUUCAAAGCCAUUUUCAAUUAGCAAUCCUUUUGCGGUUAAUCCAAUGCUUUUAGGAAUUGCUUCUGCUGCUUAUGAAAAUGAAUUGAUUAUUAAUUUUAAAACUUUUGAAAAUGGUCUUUUAUUUUAUUCAAUGGCUAAUCAUGGUGAUCACUUAAUCGUUCAGCUAUCUUUUGGCCGUUUAGAAAUAUAUUUUGAUUUUGGUGCAAAUCAAAGAAAUGUACUUAUUGAAGGAUUGGCUUUAAAUGAUGGAGAAUGGCACGAGAUGCGUUGGUUACAUCAUUUUGAUAGUGUAGAAUUGUUUGUAGAUUCAAUUUUAAUAAAUACAACAGAAAUUGGUGGCCUUUAUCGCAAAUUAGAUUUAAAUUCCGAAAUAGAAAUUGGUGGAAGAAAUGAAGAAUUUGUUGUUGAAAAGAUUAAUGGAUUAAAUAUAGAAAAUGGAUUUCAUGGUUGUUUUGCUAGAAUAAUGCUAAAUAAUGUUGAUUUAUUAUCCUCUGCGCCUGUAGAAUUGAAAGAAUGUAAAGUAAUGAUCCCUCAACCACAACUUUUUUCUCUUGGAUUAUCUACUAGUCUACAAAUUCCAUAUACAUUUCUACCGUUUUCAUUAGAUUUUUAUAUAAUUCCAAAUUCUGGUCCUUUACUUACAAUUUUGGAUAAUGAAAAUUCUAGUCUUUUACAAAUAAAAAUUGAAGAAAAAGAAGAAAUUGAACAAGAAGAAGAAUUGUUACCAAAUUAUAUAAUUAUUUUUUCAAUUGGACCUCCAGGAUGGCAUUCUUUAGUAUUAAAAUUGCGAGCAGAUUCAUUAGAUUUAGUUUUGAACAGUAAAACAAUUUUUUGGGUACAAGGAAAUCAGGCUAGGCAAAUUGGUGCAGGAAUGCAAACAUUUUUACUCUCAGCUUCUGGUUGUUAUCGUUCUACAACAAUUGACUUAAAUCAAGGAAUAUUAAUUGGAAAUGAAUACAAGCGAGAUGAAUGUUCUUUAAUUCAAAAAUGUUCACCAAAUCCGUGUAUGAAUGGAGGAAAAUGUAUACAAAAUAAUUUUUAUACAUUUAAUUGUAAAUGUUCAAAUAAUUAUAGUGGAAGAUUUUGCCAAAUUUCUAAAUUACCAUCUUCAUGCGAACAAUAUUUUGCUUUAAAUACUUCAAAAAAUAUUGCUAAAAGAAUUAAUAAACAAUUAUUAAUGAUUGACUUGGACGGCGGUGGUUCAUUAAAACCCUUCAAUGUUGAAUGUAAAAAAAUAAAUAAUUUAAAGAAAAAAGGAGAAAAAUCUCAAAAAGAAAAUAUUGAAUACUUUACUAUUUUAAAUAAUGAUGCUCCAAAAACUGGAAUUCAAGUACGGGGUAUUUCUGAGCCUGGUUCUGUUCGUCAUAUUCUCAAUUAUGGAUUAGAUAUGGAUGAAUUGGAUAAUUUUAUUUCGUCGUUUGAACAUUGUGAACAAAAAAUGAGUUUUCAAUGUUCCAACGAUCAACGAUUAAUGACUUAUUCUGGUGAAGAUAAUAAACGCCCAUCUGUUUGGUAUACAACACGUAAUGGACAACAAGGUCUUCAAUGGGGUGAUGCUCCUCCUUUUUCUCGAAUGUGUCCGUGUGCAUUAAAUGAUUCUUGCUUAUUAAACUUUAAAUGUAAUUGUGACAGUGGAGAAGCUUCUUUAGACGAAGGAAUUAAUUCCCAUAUUCAAUUACUUCCAAUUCUUCAAUUAUUUAUUGGAGGGGGAACAAGCAGUCAAUCCUUAGCAAAUGUAAGCAUUGGCCCUUUAGAAUGUUCUGGAAGAUAUAUUUCUGAAACAAUAACAUUUACUGAUAGAAAUCAACGAUUACUUACUUCAUUAAAUUUUAAUAAUGCUAGAACAUUUUAUACUUCAAUUCAGAUUAAAUUAACACAUCCAAGCCUUACUAUAUUUACUUUUACUUCAACAAAUCAAGAACGUUGGUUUCAACUUUCUGUAAGAGAUGGACAUCUUGUUGGACAAAUAGUUAAUGCUGGAUUAAUAAAUGAAAUAAUUAGUGAUGUUCGUGUUGAUGAUAAUCGGUGGCAUUUAAUAUCAUGGGAAAUAGAUGAACAAAAACAAAUUUUACGUGUUGAUUUAAAAGAAAAAAUUUUGAAAGAUUUUUUUAUUUUACCAAAAACUUCAAUUUUAAUUAUUGGUUCGCGUACUUAUAUUCCUGAUCGUUCUGGUUUUGCUGGACAAUUGAAGCAUUUUAUUUUAAAUGGAGAAUCUAUUCGGUUGGGACAAUUGGCAAAAAAAGUUUUGGGAAAUGGAAUUCAAUUAGGUGAAUGGGGGGCUUGUAAUAUCAAAGCAAAUAAUAAUGAAAAAUGUCAAAAUGAAGGAAUUUGUGUUGAAUUAUAUGAUGGAUUUAAAUGUAAUUGUUCUUUAACUCCAUUUGCUGGUGAUACAUGUGAGGAAGAAGUUGGUAUGUGGUUAUCUACUGGUUCAGAAUUACGCAUUGCUUGGCAACAUCCUGGUCAAGUUAAUAAUUGUUUUAGAAUUAAUGUACAAACUUCAAAUAUUAAUAAUAAUGGAAUUAUUAAUUUAAUAAGAGCGAAUGCGUUAUUUGCUGAAUCUCGUUUCAAUUUAAGUAUUGAUAAAGAAGGUCAUUUAAAUGCGUUUAUAUUUGAUGGAUUUUUCUUCACACAAAAUGUAACUUAUGAUAAAAUUAGAAUAACAGAUAAUAAAAACAAAGAUAUUCGUUUUUGUGCAAAUUCAACAGGAUUCUUUUUAAAUAUAAAUGGAGAAAUUGCCUUUUCAUUAUUGGGAAAUUUUACCUUCUUUUCUUUACUUAAUGUUUGGAAUUUUGCUGAUAAACAAAAAUUUAAAGGAUGUAUUUCACGUUUAAUGAUUGGUAAUGCUUUUCCUUUGAAAAAUCCGAAAGAAUCAAGGCUUUUAUAUUCUGGAAAAAUUAAUUUUGGAAGUUGUCCUUUUGAUAAAAUCGAACAACACAGAAAUGAACAACAAAAAAUAAACUCAUUAAAUUCCGACGACUAUUAUAACGAAAUCCAUUUAUCAAGUUUUGUUAAAAGUCAAAAGAAAUUAUUGUUUAUAACACCAAUUAUUGGCCUUUUAAGUGCUUUAUUUAUUCUUUUAACACUUUUUAUUUUUCUUGUUUAUAUUCAAAGAAGGCCUGAUGGAGUUUACAAAACUAAUGAAAAUAAUAGCAAUUUUAUACCUGUUCCACCUCUAAUUCCAAUUUUAUCAAAUAAUUAUGAAGCAGAAAAAAAUACCUCAAAGAAGUAUAAUAACAAGGAAACUAAAUUUGCAGAAUGUGAAUCAUUAAAUGAUGCUCCUCAACCUCAAGAAUUCUUUUGUUGA